AUGUCCGAUAUAACUGUGCAAUUUAAAACUAUUGUCAAUGAUAUAGAAAUUAAAUCGAAUAUAGAUGCUGGCUUUCGCACAUCAACUAUCUCAAAUUUGGAAAAAUAUCAAGUUACGGAUACUUUUAAAAAAGAAUGCUUGGAACUUUGGAAACAUAUUGCUGAAAUGCGAAUAUUGGUUAAAGAAAUCAAACCAUUAUAUUUCGAUGAGUCUAAUAUAGAAAUGUCUUUAGAAGAAAAAGAUCAAUUUGACAAUGACUUUAGAUUUCAAUUGCAACAAUAUUUGGAAAAACUCAAAUUUUUGGAAAAAUACGAAAAUAAUAGAUCUGCGCAGGUUUUAUCCUCAAUAAAUAGUACGCACAAUCCCUUGUUGAACAUUAUCUCUAAUCUAACUAAUAGUACCCAAGCAAAAGAAUCAAGUGUACGUUUGCCACCGGAAGCUCAAAUUACAAUUAUUCAACAUAGGUCUGGAAUGUUGCAAUUUCUAAAUAUACAACUAAGCGACUUGAGCAAACGUUUUAGUAAUCUACAAGAAGCAAGGAUUGUUAGACAGCGUGAAUUGAAAUCUGUUGAUUUUCAGGAGGCUAGAAAACGUAUAUUGUCUACAAAUAGUAAUACUAAUAUGGAUAUAGUUAAGUCGGGGGAAAGUUUAGAAUCUGAUCAUUCUAUCGAAAUACAUGUUUCCCCAAUUGUGGAAACAACUAAAGAUGAGGUCCAGGAAUACGAAACUGUUGUUAAAAGCCUAAAUCAAAAGCAGUUACAAAUAUUGGAGAGUGAACACGAAGAUUUAAUUAAUUAUAAAAAUCAGCAACUACACGAUUCAGAAAAUAUAAAUCAAACGGUUGUGGAGAUUGCUGCCCUACAGAACGAGCUCGCAAUGCAUUUGCAAUCUCAAAAUGAUACCAUAAACAGAAUUUUGGAUAAUCAUGAAACCAUAAAUCUUGAUAUUCAACAGGCAAACAAACAAUUAAAAGGUGCAAGUAAACGUGGUGGAAACACAGCUAACAUGAUUUCAUUGUUAGCCAUUGUUUUUGGAGUGAUAAUAUUGUUAUUAGAUCGUAUAAAUUAA
Molecule: messenger RNA, 1068 nt
Organism: Saccharomycodes ludwigii
Lineage: Eukaryota; Fungi; Ascomycota; Saccharomycetes; Saccharomycodales; Saccharomycodaceae
Gene: UFE1
Product: Ufe1p
Exons: 1
Coding region: 1-1068 (355 amino acids)
Biological process (GO): retrograde vesicle-mediated transport, Golgi to endoplasmic reticulum
Cellular component (GO): endoplasmic reticulum; SNARE complex
Source: RefSeq, a predicted model, not a curated record